CUUGGGUUUCCGCAGUUAAAGGAGAGAAGAAGCAGCAGCAGCCGCCGCCAUGGUUCUCAAGACCGAACUUUGCCGUUUUAGUGGAGCCAAGAUUUACCCGGGAAAAGGCAUCAGAUUUAUCCGUUCUGAUUCUCAGGUGUUCCUUUUUGCCAAUUCCAAAUGCAAGAGGUACUUCCACAACCGCUUGAAGCCAUCCAAGCUUACAUGGACCGCCAUGUACAGGAAGCAACACAAGAAGGAUAUUGCCCAAGAAGCUGUGAAGAAGAGGAGAAGGGCCACCAAGAAGCCCUACUCUAGAUCCAUUGUGGGUGCCACCUUGGAAGUUAUCCAGAAGAGAAGAACUGAGAAGUCAGAAGUUCGUGAUGCAGCCAGAGAAGCCGCCCUACGUGAAAUUAAGGAAAGGAUCAAGAAAACCAAGGAUGAGAAGAAGGCCAAGAAAGCUGAGGUGGUGGCAAAGCAACAGAAGGCAGGAGGGAAGGGUAAUGUUCAAAGGGGUGCCGCUCCUAAGGGCCCCAAGCUUGGUGGUGGUGGUGGAAAGCGCUGAGUUGCUAGUUUCUUGUUAGCUUUUUGCUAGUUGGAGUAAUAGUUAGUAUCUUAUUUUUCCAAGGCUAUUCGAGGACUGGUUGGCACCAUAUAUUGGGCAAAAUGUUUGUUUUUUUUUUUUUUGGAGUUUCUGCAUUUAUUCUUAUACCAUGAGCCUUGUAUUCAAGGGUGAUCUCUAGUUACGUUUUUAUGGGUGUUGAACUUUGCUUCUCACAGGCUUGAAU
This is a messenger RNA of Rubroshorea leprosula, 767 nucleotides long. NCBI's taxonomy places the organism in Eukaryota, Viridiplantae, Streptophyta, Magnoliopsida, Malvales, Dipterocarpaceae. The record is from the annotation of a GenBank genome assembly.